Messenger RNA from Neurospora tetraspora, 3558 nucleotides. RefSeq lists its product as uncharacterized. The transcript has 3 exons. Bases 1 to 3558 code for a protein of 1185 amino acids. NCBI's taxonomy places the organism in Eukaryota, Fungi, Ascomycota, Sordariomycetes, Sordariales, Sordariaceae. The record is from RefSeq and is a predicted model, not a curated record.
AUGUCUGGACCCAGCACAGAGGGGGGUCGCCCCAAACUCAGAGGUGCUGGUGAAAUGAAAAAGAACAUGGAUGAAAAAUUUCUUAGCUUCUUGCGCGAGUAUGCAACCUACUACGCCGAGUGUCCCCCUUCUUUCAAAAAGUACCUGGAGCGCCAUGUUUUCCCCGCCUGCAAGGAGGCCGACAAGAUCGACCAGUUGCAACUGUUCCUCUGCAAUCCCGAAAUCCUGGACUACGGUCUCGGGGUCGAGUUCAUGGAGGAGGCUUCUCAUUACACGAUUUGGGAUUAUUGGUUCCAGGGCGCCGAAGGGUCGGUUGUUCUCCCCUUUCAUCCUAUCCCGGACAAUUACAAGCCAUGGCCCAAGGAGGCGGAGAAGACGAUGAAGGCUGCGUAUAUCAUCGACGAUCCGGGGCGCGCGUUAUCAGCAGGGGUUCACGAAAUUCGCCUGGACGACCAGAAGAACGGAGCGACGAUGAGUAUUGUACCGCCCGGACCGUUUCGCUCACUGCCCAGUGUUCUAGGUCCCGACGGUGAACAAGGGGAUAUGUUUGGAGAUAUCCUCGGGCAGAUGAAAGAGUUGGAAAAGCUUCAAUUCCCCGCUACUUAUGGCCCCACUACCGCAGCGGUAGAAGGAGGACAGCUGGUCGAUCCCGUUGUGGACCGCACUGGCCCAGACUGGACGGUUGACUCCGAGUACGAAGGGUUUAGACAGCCUCCGCUGGCCGUCCGGCUUGAGCACAUCAACAACCUGCUUUGCGAGGAAGACAUGUAUCGUGAUCUCAACUGGGCCCAGAAGUUUGCUGAGACGGUUCGAUACCUCCAAUGGCUUUCUGAUGAGGACCCCAAGGGACAGCUCGCGAAUGCCAGUCAACAAACUCAAAAGAUGCAUGCCAAUGCUCUCCAAAAGGUCAGGGUGCAUGAGCUCUUCGACUAUUACAAUGCUCAACCGACACCGCUGAUCAUCAACCCUCUGCCAAAGGGGAGUCUCAAGUCAACUCGCCUCAACUGGCUUGGUGACGUACACAACUGGCCAAUCCCAACGACAAAUCCUGUUCCGGAUAAAAGGGAUCUGAUGCCGCGACCAACAUACCCGCGACCCGUUGAGCCUGUCAAUACAAUGCUCAUUGAUGAACCAGACAACUAUGAACUGUUUGAGGAAUUCAAACAUGACCAGCGAGAAGUGUGGCAGGAUGACGAAGGGGACGACAACCUGGCCCUGGUAGAGAGUGAGGCGUUCGUCAAGUUCUCCGGUUCCAAGUAUGCCGGCUGGGUUCGACAUGAUCCAACCACGAACACCAAGGUUCUGGCUGACGAUACUAUCAUCAUCCCCAACGACCCGAGGAGCUUUGCCAGAGAGCGAGGAGCCCGCCGUGCUGGUCUGCAGCAGAUGUUGCGAGCUUAUCAGACCAGUGUAAAGGAACACAUGGCCAGCCCUCUACGCACGCUUCAGCUUCCUAUAGACGCUGCGGUUCUGCACAAGAUCACUCGAGAUACCGACGGCGUUCAAUUUGUACCAGCCCGCAUCCCAGAUGAGAAGAUCCAAGCGCAGGCGGAUACCAUGCCGUUCACCGUUCAGUUUCCCAAGUAUCUUGAGUCCCUCAAGCAUAUUCGCGAAAGGGCCCUGAAGCGUGUCGAAGCCCUUCGUCGGCAAGAUCGUCGCUGGGUGACACUGCCCCAGAACGUCGUCACGGGCGGUCCGUUCGUCUGGCGCAUGGUCGACCCAGACGUCCAGCUAAAGCAGGACAUCCUGGACCAGUGCAACAUCACCUACCAGCUUCUCUCAGCCGCGCAGAGGCGCGCACCCCGUCUCUUGCUGGAUGAAGUCAGAGCCAUGAUCGACCGUGGCGUCUCCGGCGAGUUCCAUAACCACGACGUGCCCGCGGAAGUGCGCCUGCACGGCGACGAGCUCGAGAUCGUCGGCACGACGCACCCCCGCAAAGCCCCCUGCUACGUCGACCUAGAGGAAGACAUCCCCUGGCUCAAGUUCCUGGCCUCCGAGGCCGUCAACGACGGCAACUGGGAGCCCAACAAUUUCUAUCCCAACGAGCCCAAAGAAAAAUACAAGCUCUUCCACAUCUUUGCGCGGCGCGUGCAAAAGAUCCUCGACGACCGGGACCCGGACUCGCUCUUUGCCGACGCGGACGCCCAAGUGACCGUCGAGCAACUCCUCUCCAAGAUCAACGCGGGCCGCGAGGGUUGCCCCGUCGAUAAAGUCGUCUUCCAUCCGUACGACGCCAUGGCGUGGCUCGACCGCCUCGCCGACACGGGGCACGUCCGUUUCCAACUCGACCCCUCCUGCUACGGCGUCGUCAUGCGUCCCUUGAACAAAUACUUCCCCGAGAACCGUGUGAUCUGGCCCGGUCCGACGGCCCACCGCGAGAAGCCCGGUUUCAAGCUCGGUUACAUCUCCACCUGGCAACAGAUCCUUUGUCCGGGAAUCGACCGCUCGCAAGAAAUUCUUCCCGACACCCAGGGGUCCUCCCCCGUCUGGAAUUUCUUCAUGGCUCUCGGGUUCAGGUUGGGAUACACCAUCUACAUGCUCAACCAAGAGCGGGCCGAGCAGGGCCGCUUCAAGCCCCAGCCUGUUCCGGCCGAGUAUCUGACCGAAAGCCUGACGACUUUCGAAGCGGAGUGCAAGACGGAGAUCCAACACGCUUUUGGCAAGGACGACGGCGGUCUGGUUUCGCUGCAGCAGCUCAUCCAACGCCUUUCCCCGCGCGAUUAUACGGGGGCGGAAAUGACCGAGGCCGAAGCUUUUGCGGUCGUCAAGCGCAAGUUGCUGGAGGAGUCCAUCUGUAACUUGACCAUGCUUGUCCCUGGGAGAAGAGUCGUUUACUAUGGCCGUGAUCCGGCGACGGGGGAGGUUAAGCAUAUGACUGUUCGCAAACGGGAUGUGUCGUGGGAAUUUGCUUCUGCUCGUUCUUCCUCUACCACCUCCGGUCAAGGGACCAAAAAGAGGGCGUUUCAAUACUGGCGGUUAGACCGCUGGCCUCUGGGGGUUGGGUAUACCUCUGAGGAGACCGAACGAAAGAUUCGUGACAAGAAGGAUGUGGAUCCCAAGAUGGUGUAUGACCCCGUGGCCGAAGAUCCGAUUUCCGAAAAGUACAGGAGGCCUAAACUCCGAAGGUUUGGCGAAGACGAAAAAGUCAAGAUGAAGCGCGGGCCGGCCGUGUAUCCGGUGGGGGAUACGGUUAGGCAGGCGUGGAGGGUGGAGGAGAGUAUGACGGAGAGUGCUUAUAGGGCCCUAGGUCUAAGCCCACCCUCCGCCGCCGAAAACAGACGCAAGCGCACCUGGUCCCAAGCCAUUGGCACCCUGCUUAACCCCUUCUCCAACGACAAAGAUGGCAAUGUUCCUGCCGCCGAUGUGCCAGAGGAUGAAAGGAGAGUCAGGCCAAAGCUGGAUGACCUCGCCAAGGGCGUGGUGGUUAGUAGUUGGAAUCCGGAUCGAAUCAGACAAGUUGCGCAGGAGGAGGGGUAUGCGUUGGAGUCGGUGGAUGUGAAGGAGAUUCUGAAGGAGAUGGAGAAGAUGAGGAGGGAGGAGGUCGAGCAGGGUGCUUAG